Pyricularia grisea is the source of this 1554-nucleotide messenger RNA. RefSeq lists its product as uncharacterized. The transcript is spliced from 2 exons. Gene Ontology annotation, cellular component: U2-type catalytic step 1 spliceosome; U2-type catalytic step 2 spliceosome; Prp19 complex. The record is from RefSeq and is a predicted model, not a curated record. NCBI's taxonomy places the organism in Eukaryota, Fungi, Ascomycota, Sordariomycetes, Magnaporthales, Pyriculariaceae. The coding region runs from base 32 to 1216 and encodes 394 amino acids. Gene Ontology annotation, molecular function: U6 snRNA binding; pre-mRNA binding; metal ion binding.
UUAGUUUUUUCACCCAUUUACACAGCCCAAAAUGUCAGACACAGGACAAACACAAGCAGCCGAGGGGACCGAAUUGGUGCCAACCAGCAAUGGACAAGUCGUUCCCGAAGGCCAGAAAAAGGUCAAAAAGAUAAUACGCGUGAAGAAGAAGCGACCGGCGCGACCUCAGAUUGACCCGGCUCUAGUCAAGUCGGAGCCACCACCGCAAACGGGCACGACUUUUAACAUCUGGUACAACAAAUGGUCCGGCGGCGACCGUGAAGACAAAUACACCUCCCAGACGGCUGCCAAGGGUCGAUGCAAUGUGGCAAAAGAUUCGGGAUACACAAAAGCCGAUCAGACGACAGGUUCUUACUUCUGUCUAUUCUUUGCGCGCGGCGUUUGCCCCAAGGGCCAGGAUUGCGAGUACCUCCACCGGCUGCCGACGCUUCACGACCUUUACAGUCCCAAUGUAGACUGCUUCGGCCGCGACCGCUUCUCCGACUACCGCGACGACAUGGGCGGCGUGGGUUCCUUCAUGCGACAGAAUCGGACAAUUUACGUCGGGCGGAUCCACGUCACGGACGACAUUGAGGAGGUGGUGGCCAGGCAUUUUGCCGAAUGGGGUCAGGUCGAGAGGAUACGGGUAUUGAACCAACGUGGUGUCGCCUUUAUCACCUACACAAACGAGGCCAAUGCGCAGUUUGCAAAGGAGGCCAUGGCUCACCAGAGUCUCGACCACAACGAGAUUCUCAACGUGCGUUGGGCCACGGCGGACCCAAACCCAAUGGCCCAGGCUAGAGAGGCUCGGAGGGUGGAGGAGCAGGCCGCCGAGGCGGUGCGGAGGGCACUCCCAGCUGAAUUUGUGGCCGAGAUCGAGGGAAGGGACCCUGAGGCGAGGAAGAGGAGAAAGAUGGAGAGCUCAUACGGGUUGGAUGGUUACGAGGCCCCUGAUGACGUUCACUUUGCCAGGGGUGCGCAGGCCGUCAACCCGGUUGGCAGGAGGGGUUUUGAUGAUCAGCUAAUGUUGGAAGGUGGUGAUGAACAGGUCCCUGCAAGGGAGGCCUUGUUUGGAGCCCAAGGGAAUGGGAGUCACAAUGAGGAUGGAGGGGGGAUAUUCUCGAGCAGCACGUUGGCGGCGCUCAAUUCAGCACAGGUCAAAGUCUCUGCCCAGCCAAAGCAGGCUGCGACCACGGGGCCGUUGGUGGCAUAUGGAAGUGAUAGCGAGGAUGAUUGAUUAGUCUAGCCACACAGUAGCUGAUGCCUCUCCCAGCCGCGAGGCAAUCUCUCUAAACGCCAUCGUACAAACGCUGCAUGAAUCAAAUAAUACCCACAUCAAAUUCCGUCUCAACUGUUGAAAAUACGCGAAUACAACAACUCGUGCCGUCCAACCCACAAAUCCAUCACCGGCACCGUCUGGCACGCGUCCUCAACCUCGGUAUCCCACUCUCUCUGCACUGCAAGGUCGACCAGCCUCCGUACCUCAUCCCCAGCCAGCAGCCGCUGGGCCUGGUAGGGACCAAAGACGCCGGCACGCACGGCCGCCGACGCCAACGCCUUGACGUGGCCCAGGAC